AUGGCUAAGACAAAUGCUCAAGAAUCUUUCCAAAGAGUCCAGGAGGCCAAGGCCAAGUCUCGCGCUCGGGCCGGUGGUGCCAGGGUUAUCUCUCCUCCUCCUCUUCCUCGGAACGUUGGGACUCUUUCCAAGCCUAUCGUAAUUUCUUCUUCAGCUCCCCCUCAGUCGCUCCCCGUUGUCCGACCUUCCCCUGAUCCAAAGAAGCGCACGACUUUAGAGUAUGGUGCUUCUGAGGUUAAGGCGGAUGCUAUUGAGUUUGUCCGAAAGAAUAUCUAUCCCCAUGUUCGUAUAGGCAUGGAUGAUAUGUCUGUUCGGGGCCACCUUACCACUAUGGUCGAGGAGAGUCUCAAGGCGGCGGGGGUUUGUGGUAAGCUCUUGGAUAUCUUUGAGAAGGCUCCCCUCAGCUCUUUAGGGACGACCUCGAAGGUCGAGGAGCUAGAGGGAAGGCUUCGCUCAUAUCAGGAGCAUGAGGGAGAGUUGAAGAAGGAGAUUGCCAAGCUGAGGGAGGAGAGAGAUACCUUCCGGGAGAAGGGGAAGGCUUUGCAGGCCCAGUACAACAUGGAGAUGGAGUUGAGGAAAACGGCGCAGGCCAGCUAUCAAAGCUUAUUCAAGGAUCUUGUACAUUACAUUAGUGUCUUGUCCAUCGUAUCCAAACACAAUACACAAAAGAUAAUUUUUAGUGUCUUCGUCCUAUUAUCUCCGUUUCAGUAUGCACUGAACAAAGGCCACUCCUCUCUCUCAGUGGAGAAAGCUGAACAAGACGUCAUUGUUUCAGAAAAUGGCAUGUUCUCCGCCGGCUUCUUCGAAGUCGGUGAUAAUGCCUUCUCCUUUGCAAUAUGGUUCACCACAACGGCUACCGUUGCUUGGAUGGCAAAUCGCGACAAACCCGUGAAUGGAAAGCGCUCAACGCUUUCUCUCUCGCGCACCGGUAAUCUUAUUUUGGUAGAUGCAGGUCAGUUCCAAAUAUGGUCUUCUGAGACGGAGUCAACUCUUCCAACCGAGUUACGUCUUGGAGAUAAUGGCAAUCUUGUUCUACGAGAGUUGCAAGGAGAACGUGUUCUGUGGCAAAGUUUUGAUUUCCCAACGGACACUCUUCUUCCCGGACAACGUCUUACCAGAAGAACACAAUUAGUUUCUUCAAGAACAGAGAGUAGCCAUUCCUCUGGUUUCUAUAUGUUGUCCUUUGAUGAUAGAAACGUUCUUAACCUUCUUUACGAGGGCCCUGACGUGUCAAGCUCUUAUUGGCCCGAUCCUGAUCUCACAGUUUGGAACGCUGGAAGGUUUAUUUACAAUAAUAAAAGAAUUGCGGUACUAAAUUCUCUUGGAGAUUUUAAUUCAACGGAUAAAUAUAAUGCAAAAACAUCUGAUUAUGGCGUGGUGCUGCCUAGAAGGUUGACAAUCGAUCAUGAUGGAAAUCUUCGAGUGUACAGUCAAGAUCUAUCACAAAAAUGGUACGUGUCAUGGCAAGCCAUUUCUGAUGGUUGCAUCAUUCAUGGGAUCUGUGGUGCUAAUAGUGUUUGCAGAUUUGAUCCUCAAAAUGGAAGGAAGUGCUCAUGUGUUCCUGGGUACAAAGUAAAGAAUCAAAGUGAUUGGUCUUAUGGGUGUGCAUCCACAUUUGAUGCUACGUGUGAUGGAAGUAACUUUACUUUCUUGCUACUGGACCAAGUUGAGUUCUAUGGCUAUGACUCCGAUUACGUGGCCAAUUGUACCUACACUGAUUGUGAAAGUUUGUGCUUGAAUAGUUGUGAAUGCAAAGGAUUUCAGCAUUCAUAUGACAAGGAUGUGGGCUAUUUCAGGUGCUAUACAAAAUGGAAAUUACUCAACGGCCAUUGGCCAGCAGAUGCAGGAAAACUAACCUACUUGAAAGUACCCAAAAGGAAGAGCUUCCCCAACAGCUAUGGAGACACUGCCAUCAGAAACAAUGGUUGUUCUGUGAAAAUUCAUAGAGAGUAUUUGAAGAAAAAUGUAAGCCGUUUUGUGAGCUUCCUUUUGUGGUUUGCCACUGCAAUUGGAGUUCUUGAAGUGGCUUGCGUUUUGGUUGUUUUGUUCUUAAUCAGACGCCGGCAUAAUUCUCGCAUAGAUCCACAUGGCCGUCAUCUCGGAACAGUGGGAUUCAGAAAAUUUAGUUAUUCGGAGCUAAAAAAGGCAACAAAAGGAUUUAGCCAAGAGAUUGGAAGGGGUGCAGGAGGCAUUGUAUACAAAGCUCUAUUGUCGGAUCAAAGAAUUGCUGCAGUAAAGAAACUCAAUGAUGCUAAGCAAGGAGAAGGUGAAUUCCUUGCUGAAGUGAGCAUCAUUGGAAGGCUCAACCACAUGAACUUGAUUGAAAUGUGGGGUUAUUGCGCUGAGGGAAAGCAUCGGCUAUUGGUGUACGAGUACAUGGAAAAUGGUUCUUUGGCAGAUAACCUCUCAUCCAAUACACUUGAUUGGAGCAAGAGGUAUAACAUCGCUCUCGGAACAGCAAGAGGUUUGGCAUAUUUACAUGAAGAAUGCUUGGAAUGGAUUUUGCACUGUGAUAUAAAACCCCAAAAUAUUCUCUUGGAUUCAAAUUAUCAACCCAAGGUUGCAGAUUUCGGAUUGUCCAAGUUAUUGAACAGAGAUGUUCUCAACAAUAAUCCAAAUUUCUCAAUGAUAAGAGGAACCAGAGGGUAUAUGGCGCCUGAGUGGGUUUUCAACCUAGCAGUUACUUCCAAAGUGGAUGUUUAUAGCUAUGGAAUUGUUCUCUUGGAGAUGAUAACCGGAAAGAAUCCGGCAGCAGAUAUUCAAGCAAUUAAUGGAGAAGAACCGUACACUGGGAGGCUAGUAACAUGGGUGAGAGAGAAAAGGAGAGAAUGUGCAUCUUGUGUGGAGCAAAUCAUGGAUUCUACAAUAGUGUCAAAUUAUGAUGAAAAUAAGAUGGAAGUUUUGGCUAGAGUGGCAUUGGAGUGCAUAGAAGAGGACAAAGAAGAAAGGCCUACCAUGAGCCAAGUCGUUGAAAUGCUUCAAAGCCAAGAUUAUGAUCCUAAUAAUGGUGGAGCAUAA
This is a messenger RNA of Arachis stenosperma, 3018 nucleotides long. Its product is annotated as putative receptor protein kinase ZmPK1. Bases 1 to 3018 code for a protein of 1005 amino acids. Gene Ontology annotation, biological process: protein phosphorylation; recognition of pollen. The transcript has 3 exons. Gene Ontology annotation, molecular function: protein kinase activity; ATP binding. The record is from RefSeq and is a predicted model, not a curated record. Lineage: Eukaryota; Viridiplantae; Streptophyta; Magnoliopsida; Fabales; Fabaceae.